This is a messenger RNA of Pyricularia oryzae 70-15, 459 nucleotides long. RefSeq lists its product as uncharacterized. The record is from RefSeq and is a predicted model, not a curated record. The transcript is spliced from 3 exons. Lineage: Eukaryota; Fungi; Ascomycota; Sordariomycetes; Magnaporthales; Pyriculariaceae. Bases 1 to 459 code for a protein of 152 amino acids.
AUGCGCGCGCCUCCCGUGGAUCUUAAAAAGCUUGAAGCUGUUCGCCACGGGCCUCGCCGGGAUUUGCCUUACGAUGGAUCCGCACACGAGUUAACGUUUUUGGGGUUAGUUCCACGGCCUCAGCAGAGGCUCGAGGGGACUCUGAGGCUCGAAGAACAUUUGCAAUGUUUGGACUUUUAUUAUACGAGACCCUGGGAAGCAGCUGGUAAAGGUUUGCCGGUGAAUGAAAGUAAAACGAAUGACGGGGACCUCGGCUCUACUCCACGGUGCAUGCGAAGAAGCCGGUGGGCUGUGGGUUUAGCUUUCGUUGUUAUUGUUGGUGUUUUUGUUGGGCUUGAUGCAUUAGGAUAUGAUUACCGCACCAUCUUGAUUCAGGGUGCCGCCAAUCGAGCUACCUAUAAGGAUGGUGGCGACACCGCAUGCCACGCGACGCUCGCCGCCCCUAGUGGGCAGAGCUAA